Messenger RNA from Fusarium coffeatum, 804 nucleotides. RefSeq lists its product as uncharacterized. The record is from RefSeq and is a predicted model, not a curated record. Bases 1 to 804 code for a protein of 267 amino acids. The transcript has a single exon. NCBI's taxonomy places the organism in Eukaryota, Fungi, Ascomycota, Sordariomycetes, Hypocreales, Nectriaceae.
AUGCGACCUGUCCGCGGAGAUGAGGCCGAGGAUCUCGCGAAGUGGAAACCCAUGAUGAUUCUUGACAAAACACUAUAUGGCCCUGCUUACGUCGAAAGUCUUGUAGCUCGAGAUCCAGGACUUGUCACCAGCAAAACCUCCGUUCGGAAGACAUUACCUCUUGAGAUUUGGUACAUCAUCCUCGACAUCAUUACCGACGAUCCAAGCCUACACGACUUCGCUAUUGUACGAGCUAAUUGUAUCGAGAUUGGAGGCAAAAGGGGCCGGGUGCUCGUAUGUAAUAGGGUGAACCAAUGGGCAUCGCUCGGAGCACUCAGAGAUGAACAUGAGGUUGAAGAGGCCAACAAGUAUCUGGCCCGACCAGAUCUGACCUUCCGUCUCUUACCUAAUCCCUUCCAUCUCGAUGGCGCAUCCCAGCCUUGGGAAAUCCCUAGCCUGCUCUUCUCCUCUAAGAUCAAGUGUCUCCACGUUGAAAUUACCGUUCCGGACUUCAUUAAGCACUUCGAAGAUGGCAAUUGCCAUUGCUGCUCCAACACCCGUACAAUACAUCGUCAGAUCUACAAAACGAUCGGCGGCCUACAAGAAUUUCAACGGGUCACCUGGUCUAUGUUUAUGCCUGUCAUGUGUCCAGUGUGUGUUGGAUUGGAGGCUUUCGAGCGAUGCACCGUGGUAUUCGGGCGCUCAAAGGCAGGAGCUUACUUGGCUUGGCUCAAAGAGGAAUUGAUGAAGUUGCUUGAAUCGGAGGAGCCAUUCAAUGAAUGCCUCGCCGAAAACAUUAGGAUAACAUUUAGGAUGCUACUGUAA